AUGUCGUCCGUGGGUAUAAUCGCGUUGUUAUACUGUUUAUUGUCGAGCACAUUCUGCCAACCUCUGACAAAACAGACUGUGGAAUCUUUGAAUGAAUUCAUCAAAACCACUAUGAAUUGUAAGAACGUAACAGGCCUGACGGUAUCUUUGGUACGGGGUGACGAUACCGUAUUUGCCGAGGGUUUUGGAUCUGUUCGCUUGGAUGGUUUAGACGCAGUCACUAACACCACUUUGUUCAACAUUGGCUCUGUCAGUAAGACGUUCACGUCGACUGUUGCGGCGGACGCGAUUGGAAGAAAGCUAAGUACUUGGGAUACUCCUUUUAGGUCGAUUUUAGGUGAUAGCUUUUGGAUGCAGGGGCUGUUCCGAACUGAAUUGGUGAAUCUACGUGAUGUUUUAGCCCAUAAAUCUGGCAUAGCGAAUUACUGGGGUGUUAGUACCGCUGCCCUUGGUCUCAACAGAGAAGAGUUAGUGAGGAGAAUGCGAUUUUUCGAGGAUUCCCGCGAGUUUCGAUCACGCUGGUUGUACAGUAAUUAUAUGUAUACUUUGGCUGGUUACGUCACUGAAGUAUUAACUGGAGAAUCAUGGGAAACAUCAGUGAAUAAAUUAUUUGAUUCACUGGGUAUGGUGUCGUCGCGGGUCAGUGCUGAUAUGUCGUCUUCUGAUUGGUCAAAGACAUGCUACUCUAGAAUCGAUUCACUGGGUGAUUGGAUAGAGGUUGAUGAAGCAGCGCAGGUCAGAAUCCUUGAUGAGAUUGCACCUGCGGCGGGCAUCUUUUCUAAUGCAGUCGACAUGGCAGAAUUUAUGAAGUUUCAUUUAAGAUAUGGAAAAAACAAAGAUGGUGAUCAGAUUGUAGAUGAGGGCGCUUUACGUGAUACUUACACGCCGACAUUCACACAGAGCAGCACGUGUUGUUUGUAUAAACCGACCUAUCCAAUUGACGAUACAAGAACUAUGUAUGGGAUGGGGUGGUACAAAGGAUCCUACCGAGGAUACGAGAAGAAUUAUCAUACUGGUUCUUACAGUGCCUAUUAUUGCCGAAUUUCAUUGUUUCAUUCCAUGAACGCGGGAGUAUUUGUCUGUGUCAACAGUCCAGGCGACGAUCGGGGGUAUGAUACUGUGCACGAAGUCAGUAUGCAGGCUUAUGAUUACUUGCUCGGCUAUGAGCCGUGGUUGAACACAAGUACCGGCUGCACUUUUCCUAGUCCUUGGACAGAUGCAUCCUACGCACCGAUGCCACCAAUGACGAAUUCACCUCAUCCUCUAUUACGACCUUUCGAUGACUACGUGGGUCAGUAUGGGCACUACGCUUUCGGCAACUUCACUGUGCUAUACGAUGAAAUGAAUAACCAGCUGCGGUACGAGUUUGGGUUCCAGUUACAAGGCACGUUGUCCGCUUCGGAGGAUUCCGACUUAACUCUGUAUAUGAGAGUUGAUGACCCCGUAGCGUAUAGGGAAUACUUCUAUUCCACGUCUUUUCCUUAUGGAUGGCCCGUCUAUUUUAAGGCUGAUGAUAACAAUAAUAUAAUUAACGUCUCUGUGCCAUAUCUUGAAAACGAUUGGCCUUUCAUGUUUAUGCGUGAUAUUAAGAUGAGUGAUGCCCCAAUGUCUCCACCUAUACACGAUAACUGUGAGGUCAAUAACGCAGGGCGCAUCGAACUAUUCUCAGUUGCGUUUGUUUAUUUCCACGUGGUGUUUAUGGGAGAAUGGCGUACAUUGAGUUUGGCUUGA
This is a messenger RNA of Saccoglossus kowalevskii, 1731 nucleotides long. RefSeq lists its product as uncharacterized. The record is from RefSeq and is a predicted model, not a curated record. NCBI's taxonomy places the organism in Eukaryota, Metazoa, Hemichordata, Enteropneusta, Harrimaniidae.